AUGGUACUUACAGUCUUAUUAACAUUUUCUGUGAUUUUUGUAAGCGUUUCGGCACAAGCUUAUGAAGACAAGCGAUGUCGUUGUGUGUGUCCAAGCCCAGCAACUGUAUUUAAUGGCACCUUAAGUAAAGAUAGAAAAUUUUUUACUGAUUAUGUCCCACCAAAUAAAUGUAACUGUUAUGGUGUUAUACUACCAAAAAUGAGUGAAGAAGUGAAUGCUCGUGCUCAAGAGUUCUGCCCACGCUGUGAAUGCAAAUAUGAGAUUAGAAAUACCACUGUUAUCAUGGUGGUUGUUAUAAUGGUGGUGUGGGUGCUAACAUUACUGGCUGGUUAUUUGAUAUUCUUGAUGUGCUUAGAUCCAUUAAUUAAUAAGCAACAUGUAAAGAGGUACAUGGAGAAUGACACAGAGGAGGCCAGAGAUUUGCUGUUGGUGCAUGAAGAUACAGAUGAA
Molecule: messenger RNA, 450 nt
Organism: Iphiclides podalirius (scarce swallowtail)
Lineage: Eukaryota; Metazoa; Arthropoda; Insecta; Lepidoptera; Papilionidae
Source: the annotation of a GenBank genome assembly